AUGAGAAGAAUGGCUCUUAAGAAAUUGAAGGUGAUACCAAAGGAAGGUUACUUAUUACUUUUGGACUUUGAUGAUGAGGACGAUGACAUAAAAGUUUCAGAGGAGGCUCUUUCGGAAGUAAAGAGCCCAGCAUUUGAUAAAAAUGAGAAUAUAUCGCCUCAAGCAGAAGCAGAUGAAGAUAUGGGAGAUGAAGUAGACAGUAUGUUGGAUAAAUCUGAAGAUGACAUUUAUAAGACGCUUCACAUAAAGAGAAAAUGGAUGGAAACUUAUGUCAAAGAAUCUUUCAAAUGCAGCAACCAGAAAUUAGAAAGAUUUUGCAAAACGAACGAACGAGAGAGGAAGAACAUCAACAACAAAUUUUGUGAGCAGUAUAUAACUACAUUUCAGAAGUCUGAUAUGGAUGUACAGAAAUUCAAUGAAGAAAAAGAAAAAUCAGUGAAUAGUUGUCAAAAAGAACAACAAGCAUUGAAACUGUCCAAAUGUAGUCAGAACCAGACCCUGGAAGCAGUUAAAGAAAUGCAUGAGAAGUCCAUGGAGGUUUUGAUGAACUUGGGGACCAAGUACUAA
Molecule: messenger RNA, 567 nt
Organism: Mus musculus (house mouse)
Lineage: Eukaryota; Metazoa; Chordata; Mammalia; Rodentia; Muridae
Product: predicted gene, 21209
Exons: 7
Coding region: 1-567 (188 amino acids)
Source: RefSeq, a predicted model, not a curated record